Pyrus x bretschneideri (Chinese white pear) is the source of this 699-nucleotide messenger RNA. RefSeq names its product CCR4-NOT transcription complex subunit 9. The record is from RefSeq and is a predicted model, not a curated record. Gene Ontology annotation, biological process: mRNA catabolic process; negative regulation of translation. The transcript is spliced from 4 exons. Gene Ontology annotation, cellular component: CCR4-NOT core complex; P-body; CCR4-NOT complex. NCBI's taxonomy places the organism in Eukaryota, Viridiplantae, Streptophyta, Magnoliopsida, Rosales, Rosaceae. The coding region runs from base 52 to 483 and encodes 143 amino acids.
GAUGAAGAGACUGUUCUUUUCCUUCUCCAAACUCAAAUAUUCUACCAUUGCAUGCGCUGCAUUGAAGUUGGCACUGGACUGUCAAAAACUGUGGCCACAUUCAUAAUGGAGAGGAUUCUGAUGAGUCCUGAGGGACAGAAGUACUGCUGCGCUUUCCAUGAUCGUUUUUUCGUAAUCACUCAAGCUCUUACCAAGAUGCUCGACAGGAUUACUACAGAAGAGCCUUCCCUCCGGCUGCUUAAACUUAUCGUUCGUUGCUGUAUGAGGCUCGCAGAAGGCCAAAAGGACGCUGACUACAGAAAGUUGUGUCUUCCUAAGAGCUUGAAGGAUCCUAAAGUCAUUAACCUCAUCGCUGACGACCCAACAUCCAUGGCAUGUAUGAGACGACUUGUUCAGUGUCUUACAACUGCGAGAAGGGCUCCUCCGACAGACGCAGGCGCGGAGGUUGAAAACGGGCACCCGGUGAAGACUGAACAGGAGUAGCAGACGAACCAUGUUAUCAUCACCCAUGGUGGUCAAUCCCCACCACAGAUGAAAUACCAAAACCAUGCAGACUGAAAACUGUUGUAAUAUGUUGCUUCUAAUGUGCACUUUGUUUUCGUUGUUGUAAUUUUACUUUUAAACUGUAUCAUGUUACUAGUGCUUGUACUUGUUGUCGAACUGCUGUAAAAUGUUCUUCCUAGACCGAAAUGUACCUGU